Molecule: messenger RNA, 467 nt
Organism: Acanthocheilonema viteae
Lineage: Eukaryota; Metazoa; Nematoda; Chromadorea; Rhabditida; Onchocercidae
Source: the annotation of a GenBank genome assembly
UGAUUGGUUCGGGUUUUGAAAGAUGGGGUAAAGAUCGGCCGUAUAUUUCUGGUGGUGGUCUCAAUGGUACUUAUCAAUUGUUACAAUUUCAUUUUCACUGGUCGCAGAGAAAUGAUACUGGUAGUGAGCAUACCAUUGCAUCGUUGCAUUAUCCUGGCGAGUUGCACUUAGUGCAUGUGAAAAAAAAUCCAUCACCGGAUGAAGUAAAUACCAUUGCUGUUGUUGCUGCAUUUAUAAGACUUGAUGAUCAUGUUGGAUCAUUGCAUAAGCUUAAACCAUAUAUUCAAAAUAUCAAAAUGCCAAAGACAGAGCUUGUGGUACCAGGUUUUAGUGCUAAUUCAUUGCUUCCAGAACGUAGGGAAAAUUUCUAUAGGUAUGAAGGAUCAUUAACAACACCUGGCUGUGAUGAAAGUGUUAUAUGGACAGUUAUGGCGGAUCCUAUCACAGCUACUCCAUCACAAGUAUAA